Fonsecaea nubica is the source of this 573-nucleotide messenger RNA. RefSeq lists its product as hypothetical. Lineage: Eukaryota; Fungi; Ascomycota; Eurotiomycetes; Chaetothyriales; Herpotrichiellaceae. Bases 1 to 573 code for a protein of 190 amino acids. The record is from RefSeq and is a predicted model, not a curated record. The transcript has a single exon.
AUGUUAGAUGACAGUGGCUGGCGAGAAGAAAGGACGCGUUCGCCGUCUGCCAUCCCGGACGAUGGCAUCCGUGGCUUCCUGGAAGAGAAGACAGCACACCUCUUUGCCACCCAGCUACAGUCACGAUUAGACGCCCUUGAACAAACCAGAGAAACCCCGAGAUUCCUCAGACGCAACUCUUACAACCUCUAUCUUGAGGGACACUUCGCCCUCAUCGACCCACGCGAACUUGAGCGCACCACCCUCAGCCCCACACCUCCCUCCAGUGACGAAGACUCGACAACAUCAGAACACACUCCUGACCCGAAUUCCCAGAUCAACCGCUACAAACCAUACCUCCAUGGAAAUUUAUUCGGCGCUCCCAAAACUCUUCGCGGCCGAAUCCAACGGAAAUCACUGCGCCAGCGAAAGAAGAAGACCGGCAAAAUACCCAAUCCAAAUCACCGCAUGUUACGUCGCUCCAGAGAUAAGCCCAAUUCGCUCUUUUACGAGCUGGAAUGGGUGGGCAGGAACGCGGUGACCGUGUGCCAAUUGACGCAGGAUAAUGCCGAAUUGGGUAACAAGAAGGGCUGA